CGCAUGCGCGCCGUGUGGCUGGCGAUCGGCCUUUGGCAGUGAAGGCGGAGCUGGGAAACCAUGAUAGCCACCGGGAAGUGUGUCCUCCACCAGAGCUCCGACAGCACCGGUGUGAGCGGCGUAUCGGGAACCGUGAUUUUCGAGUGGGACGAAACUGAAGAAGUGUUAAUAAAAGGAACCAUUAGCGGCUUGUCUCCUGGAAAGCAUGGCCUUCAUGUUUGCUCCUUUGGAAACAUUACUGAUGGUUAUUUCCAUUCAGGAGAUCAUUAUAACCCAUGUGAUAAAAAACAUGGUGGACCACAAGAUGAAGAGAGACAUGUAGGUGACCUUGGAAAUGUGGAAGCGAGUGAUUCAGGUGUGGCUGAGUUUCAAAUGCAUGAUCGACUACUCCGUCUGGCAGGAAAUUAUUCAGUAAUUGGACGUACUUUGGUGGUGACUGAAAACGAAGAUGACUUGGGCAAAGGUGGAGAUGAACAGAGCCUUACAACAGGAAAUGCUGGAAAAGGUUUAGCUUGGGGAAUAAUUGGAAUAGUUAGUGAAUUUUGCCCAGCAAGUGAAGAUUUAACACAAAAAUCUAAAGAAUGACAGUGUUUGAUUACAGAUCAAAGUAUGCUGUAUUAGCAUACUGCAAUUGAUGUCAAAUUGCAUUGUUUGGUACAGUAUAUAAAGAGGCUGUUGUGUGGAUUCAGAGUUUAAUUCUGCCGAUUUUACAAUGCUCAAUAAUAUGUUAUUAUUCUGUCCAUUUUUACAGUGCUCAUAAUAUUUAUUCAUGUUCAACCAAACUUAGCCUUAAUUUUUGGCUGUAUCUACCAAAUGCUAUUAAAGUUAAUAC
Molecule: messenger RNA, 832 nt
Organism: Callorhinchus milii (elephant shark)
Lineage: Eukaryota; Metazoa; Chordata; Chondrichthyes; Chimaeriformes; Callorhinchidae
Product: superoxide dismutase [Cu-Zn]
Exons: 5
Coding region: 61-585 (174 amino acids)
Biological process (GO): removal of superoxide radicals
Molecular function (GO): superoxide dismutase activity; copper ion binding
Source: RefSeq, a predicted model, not a curated record